Glarea lozoyensis ATCC 20868 is the source of this 459-nucleotide messenger RNA. RefSeq lists its product as uncharacterized. NCBI's taxonomy places the organism in Eukaryota, Fungi, Ascomycota, Leotiomycetes, Helotiales, Helotiaceae. The record is from RefSeq and is a predicted model, not a curated record. Bases 1 to 459 code for a protein of 152 amino acids. The transcript is spliced from 3 exons.
AUGGCGCAAACCCAACAUUCCACCAACGUUGGGUCACCAGCGAAACGGCAACUUCCAACAUACUUCUACAGCUACAAUUCUCGACGUGUAGCUUGGUCUACAUCCAUUUUUAUUACAGCGAUGAACAAAUUCGAGGAAAUAGUCGAAGGAUCUGAGCCAGAAGCAGCAACCCAACAAGCGUUUACCAAACGCAGAGAUCCGGCAGACGAUGAUCUUGGAUACUUCGUCGCCCCGAAAGACCCGGAUAAUAGAGAUGAGACCGACAAAAUAGAAGAGUUCCUUCAACAGCUUACUGGCGUCACCGUAUUUCCUACCACGAUAUACAGAGGUGUCUUUCAGUUCUGGAUGGUCUAUAACAUGACAGCCGCACAGGUUGAGGAGGUCAGGAAGUAUCCUGGUAUUGGAUCCGUAGAUCAGGACAUCGCAUACAAGCCGUCCAAAAAUCUAAUGCAAUUCUGA